AUGAGUGUUAAAUCUGCGAUUGAAAGCCAUCAAAGCGAAGGAAAUACCGCUUGGAACGAGCAUCCGGAAAAUCCACAGAACUGGACCAGAGCAAAGAAAACAGCCAAUUUAGGAAUUGUAUCUCUUCUGGCGUUUAUCACACCCCUUGAGUCUUCCAUCAUUGUGCCUGGCGUUCCUCUUCUGCAGAAAGACUUUCACGAAACGAAUCAUUUGAUAACCUCACUCGUCGUAUCUAUAUUCGUUCUAGGAUUUGCGUUUGGUCCCGUCCUCUUGUCACCGUUAUCAGAGCUCUAUGGAAGGAGGUUGGUGCUUAAUGUCUGCAAUGUGGCUACGCUCGCUUUCUCGAUCGCUAGCGCCAGUGCCCCGAAUAUCGCCUCAUUUAUUGUCUUCCGAUUCAUCGCAGGUAGCUUCGGGGCUGGGCCGAUGAAUAUUGGCGGUGGCAGCAUCGCCGACCAAGUAUCGUUCAACAGAAGAGGAACGGUUAUGUCUAUCUUUUUUACAGGCAUCUUCCUGGGACCUGUUUUAGGGCCUGUGACUGGCGGUUUUGUUGCACAUGCUCUUGGCUGGCGCUGGGUAUUUUGGCUCAUGGCAAUUGUGCGACUGGCUACAAGAAAGAUUGACUCAGAGAUAUGGGAAAUCGAAACCAGAGUGCGUAUCAAACGUGCCAAGAGCUGGAUGGCAAUAAUUAACAUGCAUGGCAGAUACCGAUUAUUACCUAUCGUGCUCGGAAUUCCACUACUUCCAGUAGGCUUGUUUGUGUACGGAUGGACCACCGAAUACAAAGUCUAUUGGCUGGUUCCCAUCGUGUCCUCGGGAUUCAUUGGGGCAGGACUUAUAUUCACAUUUCUGCCUACACAAAUAUACAUGAUCGAUGCUUUUACAGCUGUUGCUGCUAGCGCGCUCGCAGCGACAAGCAUUGUGCGCAGCAUCGUGGGAGGAAUUUUACCCAUGGCUGGUUUGCCUCUAUACGAAACGCUUGGCUAUGGCUGGGUUAGUCUUCACUAA
Molecule: messenger RNA, 1005 nt
Organism: Trichoderma gamsii
Lineage: Eukaryota; Fungi; Ascomycota; Sordariomycetes; Hypocreales; Hypocreaceae
Exons: 5
Coding region: 1-1005 (334 amino acids)
Biological process (GO): transmembrane transport
Molecular function (GO): transmembrane transporter activity
Source: RefSeq, a predicted model, not a curated record